CAUUAUUUGCGUGAAUCCCCGAAAAUGCGUUUCGUUUUCAAGCAAAGACAAUGUGAGCGUUGCCAUUCGUGUAAAAAAGUAAAUAACUACCGAUGACGUAAUCCUCAUCUAGACUCCCCUACCUCCCAUGUCAUCCAAAAUAAGCAAAGCAAAGACCCCUUAGUGCUAACGUAAUACUUGAACGGCGCCAUAAAAAGGCAAACCUGACCGCAAAGGGUUCAUUUAGACAGUAAUAAUUUAUAAGGAUCCAAGAGUGGCGGUAUGACCGUAGCAAAGUGAUAAGCUGAGUAUGUAUUUAAAAUACUUAUUAUCAUAACCACCUACAAACUCCGACGUAUAAAGGAUUAGUAAUUUAGCGAAUAUGUUUACAAAUUGUGUAAACAGACGAAGGCGCCGAUGUAGAUCGGGAGAAUUUUGCUCUCCUAAAAAUAGUUGAAGUUUGCUUUUCGAACGAACGAGAUUGAACAGGUAUACACCUUCGAAAGUAUAUAACAUGACAAAGUUUAUGCUGAUAUUUGUCUUAAUGCACUUGACCUCGGGGUCUGCGUAUAGGUUUGUCUGUGUUGAUGAGAAAAAUAAUAUUAAAAGGAAGGAGUUGUGUGAUGAAGGUGGACUGCUUAAGUACACAAACAAUGUGAUUGAUAUUCCUGCUGGUGGACCAAAAUUCCCAUAUGUAGGAAGACCUUUAGGAAUAAAUACCAUCACAAAUGUGAUUGAUUUAUCAAAAGGUAGACGAAAAAGACCAAAGUAUCCAAAUAAAAUAUCACAGCCUGCAGGAUUACCUCCUAUCACUUUGAGAGGUCCGGAUGAUGAAUUUGAUUCAGGUUUUCCCAUUUAUCCGAAAUAUAAGGUGGAUAAAAUCGACCAAGUUUCAGAUAAAAAAUGCACAAGAAGCAAAAUAAAAUUUUUCUCAUUGGAAAAGAGACAGGCUACCUGCAAGCCCAGAGACGCUAUAUUUGAAUUGGUAGAUGGUGAAAACAUGGUGUCACCAAGAUAUGUUGUGUUGAAACGGUGCCAAGGAAUGUGCAAGAAUAGAUCCUGCAGUGCUAUCCACACUGCGAAUAGAAUCAUAUUUGUAACUGUCAAAACAUUGGACGGCAGGCAACUGUGCAAACAUGUACGGGUACAUGAUGAUGAAGCCUGUGGUUGUUCGUGCUUUAAAACAUGCAGUGAUAAUAAGAAACUGGAUGAAGCAUUGUGCAAAUGCUUAUGCUCUGACAAAAUGAAUCUGAUUAGUCAAUGUUUACUGAAGAAUGCAACAAGUGGUAGGCAUCUGUGGAACUCCAAUGACUGUAGAUGCCAUUGUAUUGAAGAGUCAAUAUGCUCAACAGGAUCAGAAUGGAAUCAUGACAAAUGCGCUUGUAUCAAAAGUGGGAAAUAAAACAAGUCAGUAGUCUCUAUUAUUCAACUGAAAAUGGCGUACUAUGCACCACUGUGAAGGUGGAAUUCUGUAGUCAUACUUCAAAUGAAACUUUAUGCAAUGUUUUUGUCGAAUUCACUAACUGAGAGAUAGCUAACGCGAGCAGCCAAAUUUGGCCAAUACAUUCUUCAAGUGGAUGUUGCCUUGGAAGGUUCGCAAAUUAACGAAUUCGGCCUUCACAAUGACGAUGCCCUCAGCAUCAUGAAAAUAAGUUAAAAUCUCUACAUCUUUCUCAAGAUAUUUUGUCUGAAAUGGUUUAUUCUAUAGCACGGGGUUUUUAUUCGUGAUGCGACUAUAGGUUCUAUUGAAUGAUGGCUGGAUUUGGUUCCUGUCUGCAAAAACUUCUUUAUCAGGAAAAUAGAGCCAACUGAAGUUUACACAUUUUUUCAUAGCAUCUCUAUUCAGUGAAUACAGUUUUUACUGGAUUUGACAACUAUGCAAGAGCAAUCUAGUUGUGUGGAAACGUGCUGCGUAGUAAAGAUCCCUCCGCACAACUAUCAAAGCGACCACAAAAAAGAAUUGAAAAUAGCAUAUAGGAUCAUCCUUUUCAAAUGUGGUGGAAUAAAAGCACUUAUCAAGUAAAAACAGGUAUAUUUAUAGAUCUUAUGCACAUUGUUUAAAAAGUACAACAAUCAAAAAUACCAUAAAAUGUGUACGAAUUGCUUGAGGUAGUGUUGCAAUUAGUAAAUUCGUAUAGCAAUAUUAACUUAAUAAAACUUUUAAUCCAACAACAAUAUAUACUGUCCUCAUCAAUAUCUGUUAUAACUGCUAAACAAUGUUCAAGCUAACAUGUAGAGGCUAGUCAUUAGUUAUGAUGGAUACCUAUAUGACGUACAGAAUUACCUUUUUUCUUGUUGUUGAUAGUAGGUGCUCUGACUUGGUGAAAGAAACUAAAACACCCUGAAACUUGUACACUAAAGUGUUGAUCGUGAUACAGAAUUCCGUCAACAUUUGCAUAGAAUAUAAGUUGAUUCAUAGCUACUACAUCUGAAACUCAAACAUCGCAUAGGCACUUCACUCAUUUGAACUCUCAAAAGGCCAUAAUAAUGUGAAAAACUCUCUGAAAAACUAAUUGAUGUUAUUCUUUAUAUUACAAUUCUGCAAUCAUUCAAUCACUAUAAUAUGAUAUCUAUACAAACAAGACAUAUCGAUUAGUUUGACACAGAGUUCCUUGUUAGGCAACUUUCUUCUUUCUGUACAAUGUAGAGAUUGUGUAUUUACAUAAAUCUGCAAAUGAAACUUGCAACACUGCUUUGCUGAAGUAUACGUACAUAUACAACAUAUACAUUUAUUAUUCACAUAUUUCAGAGAAAUUUUGUUUCCACAUGAUGUGUUUGUAUUAGUUAGACAAAAAGAUGGACAGCUCUGUAUAGGAAUAUAGUUUUUGUGUAACUGUGACCAUCGAAAAUGAUGGUCACUGAAUUCGAAAAACAUCAAUAUACUGAUUUGUUUCAUAUUAUUCAGCAAUAUUCCUCACUUCUAAAAAUGAUGAAAUUUCAGUCUUGUGGAGGUUGCACUUUGUUGAAGAAUAAUCGUUUAUGAAUGUUGAUGUAAACAUCUAAAAUAUUCUCACAAAAAACCAUCCAUUUACAGUUAAUAGUGGGGUUGUUCCAUAUCACAGGAUAUACUUUGAAGAUGUAAAUGUGUAUCAUAGGAAUAAUUUGUCAUAAAUUAACAUAUGGAAAAUCGGUAACUGAUUGAAAACUGUUAUUUUGCCUUUCAGUAUUCAUAAAGGCGCGAUUCCACCAAUGUGCGAGACGAAGUGUUCUAGAGUGCGCGUAUUCACAUAAGCAGUGGAGUCACGACAGCGAACAUUUACUCACUGUUGAUGCACUUACUUCUGCUGCCGAAUUGAAAACACUAGUUUGUGUAUCGACUGGAUGAUUGAUAAAAUUUUCUUGUUUAUAUAAAUGUGGAAGCUUAUCCCAGCCAUGGCGACCGUAAACAGGAAUCAAAAGCUUGUUUGCUCCCAAGAAUUAGUUGUUAGCGCAAAGUAAAUACGGUUUCUUAUCCGUCGAUAUUUAAUAAUACUGCUUUCAUUCGUCUAACCAACCCAACCAACCGUGUAUAGCGCUUAUUGGCAUCUGGCGGCCACAGUGAUAACUCACCUGACAACGCGAAUUUACAGUUUCAAGAGACAGCUGCUAUUAACUCUCGUAGUGAGUGGGGAGCGGUGGGCCUAGCAGAAGAAACCAAUCUUCUCCGAGAGCCAGGCUGCAAUGAAGGCACUAAGUGCCUGUCAGAUUACGUCGAGCAUUGUAUUGCAAUGCAGCGAGGCUCUGGAUUGUCUAGCAGCGAGGCAUCCAGUAUCGUUAGUGUGGGUACCGGGGCACGCUGGGAUAAAAGGCAAUGAGACAGCGGACGCUCUGGUGAAGACAGGAUCAGCCGACAAGCUUGUUGGUCCUCAGCCAGCUUUAGGUGUGCCCGCACAAAGAGUUAGGGAGAAAAUGGUGAAGUGGAUUGCAAGACAACGGUUGCUGGUGGGAUUGUUGUCUGACCAUAAUACGUGAAGGCGCCACCUGCACGUGAUGGGGGUGGCUGACGAUCCCGUGUGAGCGCUGCGGGGCAGAGGAAGAGACCUCGGUGCACGUUCUGUGUCGCUGUGAAGCUCUUAGCAGGCAGUCUAUACUGGGGUCCACCACUUUGAACCGCUAGGACGUUGAAGAGCUUGGACUCAAAGCCAUCCUCAAUUUCGCUAUAAUGGCGAGGGUUGAAGUCUAAGGAAUGUAGAAGUGCACAAGGGCCCGUCGAAGUGCCCUAUGCGCUGGCUCCUUAUGCUGGCCAGUAUGCCUCCAAUUUCAUGAUUCAUUCAUUCAUUCAUUCAACUCGCGUUGAUGUUACUUGCCCUGUUGUAUUUUGUUCGAAAAGCACAGCUUGUCGGCGGACAAAGGGAAUCAACGUAUUUGCAACACAGCUACUGGAUUUUUGCGCAAAAAAUUAUCCACAUACGAUUUUGGUGGACUCUUACCUUAUGAAUAAUUACGUAUAAUGGGCAUGCAGUGUUCCAAAAUAAAUGUCUAAGACUGAAAAAAUAUUUCAUAGAAUGUUUCUCAAUUAUAUCAACGUUUCUGUUCCUAGCAUUAGUAAAGGGUCUCCAUAAAAGUUGUAAUACAAGAGCUGUUCCUAACAUUGGUUGAACUUCACAGCAAAUACAUCGAAUAUCCUUUGACAAUUGACAUCUUCAUACACAUCCAGAUUACAUAAAAUGCAUAAUGCUCCAGGAGUGAGUUCACUAUGUUUACUGAACUGAAGUAUUCACUAAUGCAAACGGUAUUAGGACGAGUAUCUACUUCUCUAACUUUAUGUCAACAUUUAUUACUGAAAAGUAUUGCUCUGGAGCUAACGAAAAACUUGUUCCUCUAUUUAAUAUGGCAAUGAAGUAAUAAAAGCACAACAGUCUCAUUUUUACAAUAACCUAAAUACCUAUGUCUAACCAAGAAGCAGGACUAUUCAUCUACCUGUAUAAAAACCUACAUAAGAAAUGUAUCAUUCAGUCAAUUUUCAAAUUUUGAUAUAACAGUCACUGAUUACGUUGGCCCGCGUCGCUACUCAUAUAGCACCAAACAUGUACAAUAAGACAUUAUGCUUGCUAUAAAAGUGCGCUUUAUAUUCAUUGAUUUGUGAUAAUAGUACCAAAAGAGACACAUAACACUAACAUGUAAACGGGCCACUUAUCACUCAAAUGAUUCGCUUUAGCGAAUGCAAAAAAUAUAAUAGGUAUAAAUUAGGUAACAAAUGAAAAUGAUAUAAAUAUAACAUAUGAACCCGUAUCAGAUGUGCGAUUCUUCGCAAGAGGUGGAAGGUACACAAAUUGCAAGCGAUUUCAUUUUUGGACACUUUUUGAGCAAACUCAAGGGCAUCGGAAAGUAUCGACUCUUUAAUAAUAGCUCGGAAGAAUUUACUUAAAACGCCAAAUCUUGAUCUAACAAUAAUCUUAGGACACUGAAAGUCCGCGAUCAGAUCUUAAAUAGGAAUCAAAUAAUAUUACUUAUUAUGACUCCAUAUCAUCAGUUUGUGGUUUGUAAACAAAGUUGCAGUUUGUGCAAUUUUACCCUCUACCUCAUGUUUCACAUGCAUUAUAUAAAAUUAGUAGAAUAAUACGUGUUGGAGAUUCUUAAUAUAGUCGUUGGAUCAAAAGACCAAAAACGCUACAUUUUAGACUUACUGUAAAUAAAUACAAAAAUCUGUUUUACCUGAGCGGGUAAAGAAAACUGACAGUUCGUUUUCAUUGUGUUAAAUAUUAAUUCGGUUGGGUUUGAGCCUGCAAUACAUAUUACUUUUCCUUAUAUGGCAAAUUUUAUAAACAGAAACUUGGUAUAGUUCUAGCAAUUAAAAACAAUGAACAAUGGUUUAAUAUCCAAAUCAAAAUAAUUGAAAAUAAGUAACUUAACGUAGGUAAAGGCUAUUCCAGGUUUCCGUUUCUUGUAAGAGAAUAAAUAUGUACAAAAUCAAUAUACUGUCAUAAUUUACAUGGUACCGAUACAAUCGAUUAUAAUUCUUUACUUUGGCUUUGUAAUAUAGCUCAAAGAAGCUAUUUUAUUUGCUUUCACGAUACAUAUUCUAUACAAUUCGCGAACAACCUUAUACAAUACACUGUUAUUUCACAGCCGGAACAUCAACACCGGCUCGAUGCUGACCGCCUAACGGAGAUUCGAUCCAGUGUAUACUACCUAUACUCCAGCUGUGGCAACAUACUGUAUAUUAAUUAGCUUUACAUAUAUUUAACUAGCUUAUACCAGGCACUGCACAUCUUCUGAAGCAGAUGGUUCAAACUAUACACGCAAAAUAAAAUCAGAAUCCUAACUGAAUGAAUGUAUCACUGCAAAUUAUUACAUAUAUACCCUAUCUCACGAGUACCCAUCAGGCUUUGACGUCUGCUGAGGUGAACAGCUGAUCAGCAAGUGACAUUUUUUGUGUUGAUCUGCAACGUUGGCGUUUAUGAAUCGGGUGUAAAUCUAGUAAAGCUUGUUUGUAGCGUUUUGUUUUUCGUAUGCAAAUGACCUUUUCUAAAUAAAAGAGCUUUUAGCAAGUACAAAAUGAAUCUGUAGCGUACAAAAAAACUAAAACAAAUUAUGGCUCUGUCUGAAAUAUUACUAGAUAAUUAGCUGUCAUUUUACCGUAAUGGAUACUCGUAAAAAAGACAGUAUAAUCUAUAUCAUGAGUAUCCAUCACGGUAGAAUGACAGCCAAUUAUCUAGUAAUAUCUCAAAAUUCCCCAUAUCGGUACAGGACACAUAAUUCUGACGGAUCCGUCAACGCCAGGAAGACAGAGCCGUAUUUUGUUCUGUUUUUUUGUACGCUACAGAUUCAUUUCGUACUUCCUAACAGCUCACAUUUGCAUACAAAAAACAAAACGCCACAAACAAGUUUUAGAUUUACUAGAUUUAUACCCGAUUCAUUAUUGCCAACGUUGCAGAUUAACACAAAAAUGUCAGUUGCUGAUCAGCUGUUCACCUCAAUAGACGUCAAAGCGUGAUUGAUACUCGUGAAAUAGGGUAUAUAUAACGUGAGAGUAAUUUUCAUAACCUUAAAUUUAAAAAAUCAAUAACAACACCGAUUUGAUCGACAUAAUCAUAAUACAUGAAACACCCCUGUUAAACGUUAUUUACAUACCCAAACGUACAUACUAUUUUUGGUCCCCUGUAGAUAAACUAAAUGCUAUGGUUAAGGAUCAACAAACAAAAAAAAAAUAUAGUCAAUGUGUAAUACUGUGCAACAAAUAAAAUGAAUUCUAUACCUCAUCAAAUGGUACGUAUCAGUCGCCAAGUACAAGUUAAUCGAAUAAAGGAAUUUGCCCAUUAUACCCCACUAGUAUUGGAUCCAACACGACUGGUAGUAGCGAUCAAACUGAAAUUCUUUACUAGGAUGCACCGAAUGUAACAUCUGUACAAAUGACUAGUUUUGUAUAUCGUUUUCAUGACGUAUAAGCCAUGUCUUGGAUGAAGAUCAAGAAGAAACUUUGGAAGCGUUUAAUCAACGGUUCAGCUUAACUAACACCAUCAAACUUGACAGCCAAGUGAAAUCUGCUGUGUUGCUGUCAAACUGACGUUAUCCCUUGGCUAUUGUUGAAAAAUUUUGAACAUUUUGAAUAUAGAUCAUAAAAAAGUUAUGAACUUAUUUUAAUGGAAAUAUUUAGUUAUUGUUGUAUUCAUGUACUGUUUGCAAAAACAAAUAGUUCACAAGGUUAAUAAUCACUUUAAAAUAAAGGAACCUCAAAAAAGUUACGAGGUCUUGUAAAGCAAGGUUUGAACUUUAAUUUAGAGUGUUCGUGACGUCAAAGUUAUAAUUUUUAACCGAGUUUUUUAACUCCAAAAUGGUCAGCUGUAGGGAAAAUUUAAAUGAAGCCCUUUUUCCUUGAAAUGAUGAAAAUAACCUAAAAAAAUGCUCGGGCAAAAAAAUUUUAAUUUAUUUAAAAAAAAGUUGAAAACAAAUUUGAUCUGGGUUACCGUGCGGGUAUAUUCAAUCCUUAAAAACUCUUUUAACAUUAUAAUUUUUAGAUCGCCAAGUAUAUAAAUUGAAGUUAAAACUUUGCUCUACACGACAAUGAAGACCAUUUUCAGGUUAUUUUUUUUAAAGUGCGUUAAACCUUGUUUUUCAGAACAAAAUUGAUGAAGUCGUUACUAUUAUUUAGAGAGGUUUUCGAUAAGGUUCUGCCUGUUGUUCGAAUUGGGAUUAAUGAUGUUUUUGAACCUUGAGGUCAUUUCUUGCCAAAUUUUAUAAGCUAUUGAGAAAUAUUUAUUGCCCUAUAUCAUAUACAGUUGGUCAAAGCCGCUUACUCAAGAUUUUUGAAUUUGGGUUUUGAGUGGCUUUGGAAUCGCCUGAAUAGAGAUAAGCAGAUCCUUAAUUUGGACUCAGCGACUCGAUUGCUCGAUUCAUUUUGAAUUUGGCUUGAACUGACUUCAGAUUGGACCAGCAAAACUUGAGUUACGCGUAGAGACAAACUAUGUAUGUAUUUUUUGUCAGCGUUUCAUUUUCUGGACAACUGUGCGACGUCUAGCAAAAUUACGCUAUAUUCAUGGCUGAAUAGUAUGAUGAUGCGGUGUAACGACAGUGUACAAAAAAACUAUACGGGGAGACGUGUGAAUUAAGUGGAAUUUAAAAGAAGAGUUACGUUUUGAGUUUCGAUAAUAAAACAGGUAUCAAAGAUGUAAAAAAAAUCAAGAUCCUCUCAUAUGUUCAAAUUCCUUUUUAUAAGAAAUAAAUUAAGAAUUCAAUGAUAUUUAUUAUAACCGUACAACUUGGCGACUGAUAGUAUCAAACCUAAAAGCAACUUAAGUUCCCCUCAAAAUAGCUGUACACACGUAGUUCAGGAAUUCUCUCAGCCUUAGGAAAGCUAUAGGACAUUAUAAAUCUAGCGACUAAAUAUACAUAUCACAUUCAGUUAAUACAAUUAACAAAUAACAUCGAACACUUAAUGGUAUUCUUGGUAAAACGACUUACAUAAUAUUAUACAUAAAUAUAAAAAAUAAAAACAGGAUAUGCUAUGGUUGCGACGGACAGAGUUCCAUAUUAUUGUUAUCUGGAAAAAAAUAAAACAUAAGAUUAAUGACUACAGUUGAUAUGUUGACAGUUUUAACAAACUAGAGAAAUACAAUCAAAUAGUACUUCUGAAGCAUUGAUAUAAAUCUAUUUAAAACUUUAGCUGCAUGAAUAUUUUUGACCCCCAAAAAAUGAUUUGAGAGCUAAGCACUAAAGUGAUGAGACAGUUGAAAAACGACAAAGUAUAAAUUUAGAUUUUUUUAAAUAAUUUUUAACCCUUAAAAAUUUCUGUCAACCAUCACUAAUGACUAGCACUCGGAAAACAUCGAAAAACGAAGCUAGAGGACGAUCGAAAUAUUUUUCUCGUAUUUAUUACUCGGUUACCUCCAGAGCAAUUUUAAAAACCACAGAGCUUCUUCAUGAGAGUAAUCGAGCGUAAACAUUCCAUUCAAAUCCAUAUAAUUUUUACAUUCUUCGCGCUUACUAUACUCGCCAACUAUCGAAUGUUUUGUUGAACAAUUAUAACAUCUGACCACUUGUCAUAUUCUGAGAGAAUAUGAAAAAAUACUAAUUAAUUGCGCUUUUCAAACGAUGCAGGACCCUAAAAGGGCAGAAAAUAAUGAGCCCUUUUGAUGCCAUUUGUAGUGAUGGCAGAUGUUUCACAAACUGUGAUUUAGUAACCGUAAGCCUUAUAGGCUUUGAUAGUUGGCCCCAUGAAAUUUUUUUGCGGUAUUUUGCUCGGGAUAUCAGUAUACCCAUAAUCUUAUCGUUUUUUGAAAGACACUGAUAUCAGAAAGUAACAUUGCCAGAUAUCAGAGAUAUUCAAAAAUACCGAUAUCGGUCAUCUCUAGUCCUUUGGUUGCUUGACCAAAGAGUUUAUACAAUAUAGGUAUGAUGAUAGCACAUUGAAAGCUCACGAGACAGCAAUGUGACAUUGCAGUGAUUACAAAAAGUCGCGCAAGGUUGCGGAUUUUGCCUUUAAUUAGAUUGGGUGGAAUAUGUUUAGUCAGUAUUGAUUGAAAUUAAGCAUGAGUACGGUGGCUUCGCCAACCACGUAUGGUUACCGGUAUACAGGGUGUCCCAGAAGUCGACGUCUAGCCCGAAACGAGGGUAGGUCAAGUCUGACUCAGUCUAAGAAAAAAAAAAUAAAAUUUGUAGUAAUGGGAACUAAAAACCAUCACAGGGUGCAGACUUUUACGAUUUUUUAAAGCCUAUAAUGUGAAAAGUACACGUCUUAGAUAUAUUUUAUAUUUUUUGACGUCACCUUCUGGGACACGCUGUAUACCUGUCGACCACCUGGAAAGUUGAUGCCAUGUUUAACAAUAAACAUUUUUUUUUUGAAGAAAAAUGAAUGUUUUUAUUAUUUCUAAAGGAAUUUACUGCGAUCCUAUUUGGCAACAUGGCUGUGACGACGGAA
Acanthoscelides obtectus is the source of this 10315-nucleotide messenger RNA. The record is from the annotation of a GenBank genome assembly. NCBI's taxonomy places the organism in Eukaryota, Metazoa, Arthropoda, Insecta, Coleoptera, Chrysomelidae.